UGUUUUGGCAACUACGUGGUUUCGUGUUUUUGGUGUGUUUCUGUUUUGCGAUGUCUGGCCGAGGCAAGCAGGGAGGUAAAGCGCGCGCUAAGGCGAAAUCUCGUUCUUCUCGCGCUGGUCUUCAGUUCCCCGUGGGCCGAGUCCACCGCCUGCUCCGCAAGGGCAACUAUGCCGAGCGGGUGGGAGCUGGCGCGCCGGUGUACCUGGCGGCGGUGCUGGAGUACCUGACGGCCGAGAUCCUGGAGCUGGCGGGCAACGCGGCCCGCGACAACAAGAAGACGCGCAUCAUCCCGCGCCACCUGCAGCUGGCCAUCCGCAACGACGAGGAGCUCAACAAGCUGCUGGGCCGCGUGACCAUCGCGCAGGGCGGCGUCCUGCCCAACAUCCAGGCCGUGCUGUUGCCUAAGAAGACCGAGAGUCAUCACAAGGCCAAGGGCAAGUGAUUAGACAGGCGCUUGAGGUUCCGGAAACGCUUUCAAACCCAAAGGCUCUUUUCAGAGCCCCCACCGUUUC
This is a messenger RNA of Diceros bicornis minor, 513 nucleotides long. Its product is annotated as histone H2A type 1-C. The record is from RefSeq and is a predicted model, not a curated record. Gene Ontology annotation, cellular component: nucleosome. Bases 51 to 443 code for a protein of 130 amino acids. Gene Ontology annotation, molecular function: protein heterodimerization activity; structural constituent of chromatin; DNA binding. The transcript has a single exon. Lineage: Eukaryota; Metazoa; Chordata; Mammalia; Perissodactyla; Rhinocerotidae.